Molecule: messenger RNA, 688 nt
Organism: Scophthalmus maximus (turbot)
Lineage: Eukaryota; Metazoa; Chordata; Actinopteri; Pleuronectiformes; Scophthalmidae
Gene: ndufb8
Product: NADH:ubiquinone oxidoreductase subunit B8
Exons: 5
Coding region: 9-617 (202 amino acids)
Biological process (GO): mitochondrial electron transport, NADH to ubiquinone
Cellular component (GO): mitochondrion
Source: RefSeq, a predicted model, not a curated record
UCUUGCGCAUGCGUACUUCCCAUUCUGUCAGACAGCGGCCGUCAGUAAACAUGGCCGGUGUUGGUUUCCGCCGCUGGGCCCAAGCUCUCUGUAGAGGGAACGGGUCUGGCAUUUCGGCCCUUGUGUCGGGAUGUAGAGCCGCCUCUGGUGUGUCAAAGGGUAGUCUACCUGGUCCAUACCCGACGACCCCAGAGGAGAAAGCUGCUGCAGCUAAGAAGUACAACAUGACGGUUGAGGACUAUGAACCAUAUCCCAACAAAGGAGAGGGCUACGGUGACUAUCCAAACCUUCCAGAGAGAUCUCAGCAUGAGAGAGACCCCUGGUACCAAUGGGACCACCCUGACCUGAGGAGGAACUGGGGAGAGCCGAUACACUGGGAUUUCGACAUGUACAUCAGGAACCGUGUGGACACAUCUCCCAGCCCUGUGUCCUGGUCCUCGAUGUGCAAACAGCUGUUUGGUUUCAUUGGCUUCAUGCUGUUUAUGUUCUACCUUGGGGAGAAAUUCCCAUCCUACCAACCUGUUGCAGCAAAACAGUAUCCCUACAACGACCUGUACUUGGAGAAAGGAGGAGAUCCCGAAAAAGAACCAGAGGAAGUAAAGCAUUAUGAAAUCUAACGAUUAAAACCUUCCACUCGUGUACAUAUAUGUAUUACUGUCAAAAAUAAAGACCCAUGUUAAAAAUGUAA